CACAUGAACGCCCCGUUGAACUCUGACAAAUAGAAGAAGAAAACAGAAAAGAGUAAAAGCAACAGCACUUCUACUCUUUGUCCAUACUCUCUGCUGUCAACUAGCUUUCUCCGUCGCUCCGAUCUUCCCGACCACCACUCUCUCUUAUACAUACAGGGCAGAGGACGCAUAUAGUUGCAUUUACUUUCACAUUUUUGCAAUUGAUGGAGGCUCUUUCGCCGGCGAUCAAACCGGAUGUGGUUCUGCGGCGGAGGACUUCUUUCGUCGAUCAUGCUUUGCUCUCUUAUGGGUGUUACAAGAACCCAAACUGGAAACGGACCCGGAUUCGGAGGAGAAUUGAGGUGAAGGCGGAAGGGGGGAAGCAGGGGAGCAUUGAUUUCAGCGAUCCGGAUUGGAAGUCAAAUUACCAGCAUGACUUCGAGGCCCGCUUCCGCAUUCCGCACAUAACUGAUGUGCUCCCCGACGCCGUUUCUUAUCCCUCUACUUUCUGCCUCAAAAUGAGGACUCCUGUAAGUCCUGAUUUUGCGGAAGGUUAUCCAUCAGAUGAGGAAUGGCAUGGAUACAUUAACAACAACGAUAGAGUACUACUUAAGGUAAUACGUUAUUCAUCUCCUACAUCUGCAGGUGCUGAGUGUAUUGAUCCAGAUUGUACAUGGAUUGAGCAAUGGGUUCACCGUGCCGGCCCCCGAGAGAAAAUAUACUUCAAACCAGAAGAUGUAAAAGCGGCAAUUGUUACUUGUGGGGGCCUUUGUCCUGGCCUCAAUGAUGUCAUACGUCAGAUUGUCAUCACCCUUGAGAUAUAUGGUGUGAAAAGGAUUGUUGGGAUUCCUUUUGGUUAUCGAGGGUUUUCUGACAGCAGUCUAUCGGAGAUGCCUCUAUCCAGAAAAGUGGUGCAGAAUAUCCAUCUCUCUGGAGGAAGCUUGCUAGGAGUCUCACGUGGAGGACCUACAGUUAGUGAUAUUGUGGACAGUAUGGAGGAAAGAGGGAUAAAUAUGCUCUUUGUUCUGGGUGGAAAUGGUACUCAUGCUGGUGCCAAUGCCAUACACGAAGAGUGUCGUCGAAGACGAUUAAAGGUAGCUGUUGUUGGUGUGCCAAAAACCAUUGACAAUGAUAUUUUGCUUAUGGAUAAAACAUUUGGUUUUGAUACGGCUGUUGAAGAGGCACAAAGAGCAAUUAAUUCUGCAUACAUUGAGGCACACAGCGCUUAUCAUGGCAUUGGGAUUGUGAAAUUGAUGGGGCGUAGUAGUGGAUUUAUAGCUAUGCAUGCAGCUCUUGCUAGUGGACAAAUUGAUAUAUGCUUGAUCCCAGAGGUACCAUUUAAUCUGCAUGGACCUCAUGGUGUCUUAAGUCAUCUAAAGUACCUGCUUGAGAGAAAGGGAUCUGCUGUUGUCUGUGUUGCAGAGGGAGCUGGGCAGGAUCUUCUUGUGAAAACCAAUGCCACAGAUGCAUCAGGAAACAUUGUGCUAGGAGAUAUUGGUGUUCAUAUACAACAAGAGACAAAGAAGUUCUUUAAAGGGAUUGGAUUUCCAGUGGAUGUCAAAUACAUUGAUCCCACGUACAUGAUCCGUGCAUGCCGUGCAAAUGCAUCUGAUGGAAUUCUCUGUACUGUUCUUGGUCAAAAUGCUGUUCACGGUGCAUUUGCUGGAUAUAGUGGAAUCACAGUUGGAAUUUGCAAUACACAUUACGCCUAUUUUCCUAUUCCUGAAGUAAUUUCCCAGCCAAAGGUCGUCGACCCUAACAGCCGGAUGUGGCAUCGUUGCUUAACAUCAACAGGCCAACCAGACUUCAUCUAGAACACACGAGCUAAGGUAUUUAUGCUUAAGAAGUAUCUGUCUACUGGAGGAACAGAUCCUCCGGCAUUUUGUUUUUUUAAAGUGUACAGCAUUAAUAUUGCCAUUAAGCGGUGGGAUGUCGGUAAUAAGCUUGCUCAAGAGACUUGGGAAACCAUAUUUAUUAUGACUCCAUAGAGAAAAAAUUAACUUAAGAAAAGGCUUACCCCACUGGUUGUGGGUAGUCGAAGGAUUAAAGCUGUUGUAGUAGAAGCAGCAUUCAACUACGAAUUCCUGUGUCUUAUGUGCAACAGGUUUCUAUUUCAAUAAAUGAAUCCUUAUUCUUUGGCAUA
This is a messenger RNA of Sesamum indicum (sesame), 2122 nucleotides long. Its product is annotated as ATP-dependent 6-phosphofructokinase 5, chloroplastic. Lineage: Eukaryota; Viridiplantae; Streptophyta; Magnoliopsida; Lamiales; Pedaliaceae. The record is from RefSeq and is a predicted model, not a curated record. Gene Ontology annotation, molecular function: 6-phosphofructokinase activity; ATP binding. Gene Ontology annotation, biological process: glycolytic process; fructose 6-phosphate metabolic process.